AUGGAGAAGUCAAUGGUUAUGACUUGGUUGAUCUUCUCUAUGAAACCUGAAAUUGGUAGGAGAUAUAUGCGAAAGGAUACUGCCAAAGAUAUAUUGGACAAUGUAGCUAAGACAUUUAAGCAUGUUGGCGAUUUUGCUAAGCCUUCCGACGGGUCACAACACAAUUGGGCAGCUCUUCUUCCACAGACCAUAGCUACACCUUCCCUCACCCAGUCAGAUACUUUGGCUUUUGCCCUUCAUGCCUUUACUUCCGCUACUUCUUCCUCUUGGGUCAUUGAUUCCGGCACUACCGAUCACAUGACUGAGAUGAAGUUAAAUUUUCUGACGGCUCCCUUUUUUCUAUCUAUGGCAAGGGUUAAAGUGCUUGCCAACAAGCUUCAAUUGGUGGUUGAUUCCCUUGUCAGUGACAAUCAAUCAUGUUUCAUAGCAAGUAGAAAGAAAAAACAUCCUGGGGUGCUGCUGCAUAUUGUGUUUGUGGAGCCCAUGAAAGAGCUUCUUGUGCCUAGAGCUAGUUUUUUCUUCUGUUUAAUAUUGCAAGUUGAUGAUGCCAAUUUGCCUUUCUUUUUAACUUUGUUAUAUAUUUUAUGUUUGUUUAACAGUGUUAUUGUGGAAGCUUUGAAGGUGGAUAGUCUGCAAAGACUUUGCUCGUCUUUUGAGCCUCUCUUUCGUCGUAUUGUUAGUGAAGAAGUGGAGCGUGCUUUAGCAAAACUAGGUCAUGCUAAGCUGGUCGGAAGGCCUUCUCCACAGACUAUUCAAGGCCCCGAAGGAAGGAAGCUGCAACUUCAUUUCAAGUCAAGGUUGCCACCUCAUCUUUUCACAGGUGGAAAGGUUGAAGGCGAGCAUGGUGCAGCAAUCCAUGCUGUCUUAUUAGAUGCGAACACAGGCUCUGUUGUGCAGGUAGGAGCGGAAUCAGCUGCCAAAUUAGAUGUUGUUGUGCUUGAAGGUGACUUCAAUGAUGAAGUUGAUGAUGAUUGGACUGAAGAACACUUCGAGAGUCAUCAAGUGAAGGAACGGGAGGGAAAGAGGCCACUUCUGAAUGGGGAUUUACAGGUAACUCUCAGAGAAGGAGUUGGAACCCUUGGGGAACUCACUUUCACAGAUAAUUCUAGCUGGAUAAGGAGCAGAAAAUUUCGGCUUGGCAUAAAGGUUGCUCCUGGAUACUGUGAUGGAAUUCGUGUUCGUGAGGCUAAAUCGGAGGCUUUUUCUGUUAAAGACCAUAGGGGAGAAUUGUACAAGAAACACUAUCCACCUGCUCUACAUGAUGAAGUCUGGAGAUUGGAUAGAAUAGCAAAGGAUGGAGCACUACACAAAAAGUUGACAAAGGCUGAAAUAUUCACGGUUGAAGAUUUCCUCCGACUUCUCGUCAGGGAUCCACAGAAAUUAAGGAGUAUCCUUGGCAGUGGAAUGUCCAAUAGGAUGUGGGAGAAUACAGUGGAGCAUGCUAAGACAUGUGGUUUGGGUGGAAAGCUCUACGUUUACUAUGCUGAUGGAACCCGUAGCUCUGGUGCUAUCUUCAACAAUAUUUAUGAGCUUAGAGGUGUUAUUGCAGAUGGGCAGUUUCUCUCUGUUGAAUCACUUUCACAGAGUCAAAAGGUCUCAGUUGAUUUGCUGGUGAAAAGAGCGUAUGAUAAUUGGAUACACACUGUAGAAUAUGAUGGCAAAGUCUUACUGAACUCCCUAAAUAGUGGUAGAGUAGCAGAACUGCCAGCUGUACCUAGAGUGGACCACAAUCCUGUUACAGAUCAUUACUACCUGCCUCAGACAUGUACACAAAACUAUUUCUCACCUGCAGAAGGGACACAUUUCCAUACUAAGAACAAUCUAACCACAGUCCACCAGCAAAUUGACUUCCCAUUCACAAGAUUGGAUCCGGCAGUAGGGCUGGCACUGACAACACCGCAAGUGUCAUUUCCGGGCAGCACUGACUACCAAUCUGGUGGAACUUCAGCAGUUGUAGACCCGUACGUGUCUGGUGAUUGGUCUCGUCCACGGGAGACGCAGGGUCUAGAAGAUAUUUUCUCUGAGGAAAUUCGGUUAAGGAGCUCAGAAAUGUUGGCAAACCAUGAUAUGCAGCGGUUGUUGAAGACAUUUAAUAUGGGAGGUGGGGAUGGGUUAGGGACUACUUUUGGUCUUUCAGAUGAGGCUUGUUAUUCCUACAAACCUUCGUAUGAGCCUCAGACAGAUUGCAAGUUUGGGCAAAAUAUUAGCCGGAAUUCUGGAAAGGCUGUUGUAGGCUGGCUUAAGCUGAAAGCUGCUCUGAGGUGGGGCAUAUUUGUAAGGAAAAGAGCAGCGGAGAAGAGAGCUCAGCUCAUUGAACUAGAAUGAGUGGAAAACUUGGGUGCAGUAAAAUUGCAGGUUCAACCUACGGAACUUUGGAACUUCAACCACCCAAUCUAACACCCUACCCCCCC
Messenger RNA from Telopea speciosissima, 2411 nucleotides. Its product is annotated as calmodulin-binding protein 60 E-like. NCBI's taxonomy places the organism in Eukaryota, Viridiplantae, Streptophyta, Magnoliopsida, Proteales, Proteaceae. The record is from RefSeq and is a predicted model, not a curated record. The transcript has 10 exons. Gene Ontology annotation, biological process: regulation of salicylic acid biosynthetic process. Gene Ontology annotation, cellular component: nucleus. Gene Ontology annotation, molecular function: DNA-binding transcription factor activity; calmodulin binding; sequence-specific DNA binding. Bases 1 to 2325 code for a protein of 774 amino acids.